Messenger RNA from Larimichthys crocea (large yellow croaker), 2739 nucleotides. It is a transcript of the gene gabrb4, whose product is annotated as gamma-aminobutyric acid type A receptor subunit beta4. The record is from RefSeq and is a predicted model, not a curated record. Lineage: Eukaryota; Metazoa; Chordata; Actinopteri; Sciaenidae. The transcript is spliced from 10 exons. The coding region runs from base 209 to 1768 and encodes 519 amino acids. Gene Ontology annotation, biological process: monoatomic ion transmembrane transport. Gene Ontology annotation, molecular function: GABA-A receptor activity; extracellular ligand-gated monoatomic ion channel activity. Gene Ontology annotation, cellular component: membrane.
AUUAUUUUUUUUUAGAACAAAAUCGGCAAUUAGGGAGCAUUUAAUGAAGACAUCGCAUGCGUAGAUGUAGGUUAGUUUAUUCGACAUUUAAAAAGAAAAAGGCAAUUGCUUUUUUUUUCUGAUUGCCAGUUUUUACUUUGUGCAUUUUUUUUCUGGAGGACCACAGGACUGGUUGGAUUAUAGAAACUAUAUAUAAGGAUUUGUGGAGAUGUUGGGUCGUCAAGAAGAUAAAUUAUGUGGAAUUUCCUCUGCUCUGGCGGCUUUGUCCUUCUUAUGCUUUGUUCAAAGCUCCUCCACUGGAAGCACCGGAAUGUCUGUGGCCAAGACUACCGUGGACAAGUUGCUGAAGGGAUAUGACAUCCGUUUAAGGCCUGAUUUUGGAGGUCCUCCAGUCAUCGUAGGAAUGAGCAUCAACAUAGCAAGCAUCGACUCCAUCUCAGAAGUAAACAUGGACUACACCAUCACAAUGUAUUUCCAGCAGAGCUGGCGAGAUAAGCGUUUGGCGUAUGGUGAGCUGAAACUAAACCUGACUCUGGACAACCGUGUAGCAGACCAGCUUUGGCUCCCUGACACCUACUUCCUUAAUGACAAGAAGUCCUUUCUUCACGGCGUGACAGUAAAAAAUCGUAUGAUCCGACUGCACCCUGAUGGCACCGUCUUAUACGGGCUGAGAAUAACUACCACUGCUGCUUGCAUGAUGGACUUGAGGAGGUACCCUCUUGAUGAACAGAACUGCACCCUGGAAAUUGAAAGCUACGGAUAUACCACAGAUGACAUCGUAUUCUUCUGGCAAGGAGGAGACGACGCUGUGACGGGAGUUGACAAAUUAGAGUUACCUCAGUUCUCCAUCGUAGACAUCCGCUUGGUGUCCAGGGCGGUCAGGUUUACUACAGGUUCAUAUCCAAGACUUUCGCUGAGUUUCAGGAUUAAGAGGAACAUUGGAUAUUUCAUCCUGCAGACAUAUAUGCCCUCCAUCUUGAUCACCAUCCUCUCCUGGGUCUCUUUCUGGAUCAAUUAUGAUGCCUCUGCAGCUCGGGUGGCCCUGGGUGUGACAACGGUGCUUACCAUGACAACAAUUAACACCCACCUUAGGGAGACUCUCCCAAAGAUUCCGUAUGUGAAAGCCAUCGACGUCUACCUCAUGGGCUGUUUUGUGUUUGUGUUCCUGGCCCUGCUCGAAUAUGCCUUUGUAAAUUACGUGUUCUUUGGCCGGGGCCCUGCGCAACAGAAGAAAAUCAAUGAGAGGCUGAACAAAGCCAACAACGAGCGCACAAGAUAUGAAGAGAAGCCCCUGAGGGAACAGGACUCCAUUUCCGUGCCGUUUCAAACCAACACCUUCAGGUCAUUUACACAGCGAAGAAAUCUGUAUCACGAGGAACAAAGAAAAGUUGGGGUGGAUGCUUACGGAAACAUCCUCCUCACCACGCUGGAAAUGAACAACGAAGUGAUGCCUUCUGACGUGGGAAGCAGCGUCAGUGACUCUCGGAAUUCAGUCAUGUCCUUCGACAGCUCCGGGGUCCAAUUCAGGAAGCCGAUGGCGCCCCGAGAUGGCUUCAGCCACCACUCGCUGGACCGGAGCCACCACUCGCUGGACCGGAGCGCCAUGCGGAGCCGGGCCAACUGUCGGCUACGGCGACGCUCCUCCAAGCUCAAGUUGAAAAUCCCAAACCUGUCAGAUGUUAGCACCAUUGACAAGUGGUCCCGGGUCAUUUUCCCUAUCACCUUUGGAUUUUUCAACCUAAUCUACUGGUUGUACUAUGUGAAUUGAUGUGCAUCCCACUAGGAAUCAUGGGCCAUAUUUUGAGAGCACAUUAAAUUGGCUUUGAUACAGUUCCAAAAUAUGUAUACACAUAUACAAGUUGAACAUAUGUAUAUGCAUAUUUCUAUAUAUUAUAUUUAUAUAUACACAUGUGAAAUCUGAAGGACCUUUCUGCUGUACAAAGUAUUAAUAGGAUGACUUGAAUGUUUAAGAAUAAUUGUGAGAGAAGAAUUUCAAGGCUUUGAGUUUCUUUUUCCUCCUGAAAGAAACAAACCAACCAACAAACAAACCAACCAACCAACAAACAAACAAACAAACAAACAAACAAACAAACAAACAAGCAAACAAACACGAGAUCCCAACAGGGGUUUUUGGAACUAAAGACUGCAUGAUAUUUUUGCUAAAAAAAAAACAAGAAAAAAGAGAAAGUGAAAGCUCUUGAGAGAGAAAAGAUGUCUCAGAGUCCCAUUGACUUUUUAUUGAUACUUAUUGUGAUCAAAAAUCCUCUACUGCAGCUCAUGAAAUCAAUGGUGGCUCGUCUGUUCAGGCAUCAGCUGAGUGAGAUCCUUGACACCCCCCCAACCUUUCCCUCCUACUACUACCACCACCACCACCCCUAAAACCCCCCGCCGUCCUCACCAGACCCACCCCGCCUCCACAACACUACCCCUCCCCUUUACCCACCACCACCACCACCAUUGCCCAUGGAUAACAUGCACGGAAAUCUCCGGUUCUACUAUGUACAGCAACCUUGUUUGGAUUAUGUGUUGUUCCUUGGGUUUUUUGAAGUGAUAUCGUUCUCUUUAUCAGACAUCAGCUCUGGCCUAAUGGUCUCCAUUGAGUGGGGCCGUGUGGAUGGGAUGUUUGACCGCCGCAUUCCCGCACCAGAGUCAACGCAAACUUGUAUUCCUUUCUCUUCUCAUGUUAUUUUUAGAAAAAACACGUCCUUGGGGGAGGGUUGGGGGUCUUUUUUCAUUAUG